Messenger RNA from Seminavis robusta, 1191 nucleotides. Lineage: Eukaryota; Bacillariophyta; Bacillariophyceae; Naviculales; Naviculaceae. The record is from the annotation of a GenBank genome assembly.
AUGACGAUGGAAUCUCCACCCUCCAGACGCGAUGCACUUCGCUCCCAACGAUCUUCCAAAUCUCUUCGUCGUCUGAAUACUGGUGGCGACAAUAAUACUAAUAACAGUAAGAGUCCUCCCCCGGACCGUGCUCGUCGACAACGCUUGGAACGAGGUCCUUCUUCUCGCGGACUGACACGAGGACUAUCGUCGCGUGCCAAUAAACGUGAUUCCUGGUCUCGUCGAUCGCACGGACUAGAUGACGACGAUGAAGAAGUUGAAGACAUGGAAGCGUUGGAUCAAGACGACAAUAAGAAAGAAAAACGCCGUGGUGGUAGCGGCAUGCGUCGUACUACCAGUGCCGACAAUGGUUCUGGUGGAAGUUUCGAACGUCGUCCUAAAUUGGCACGCAACAAAUCCUGCGAUGGUUCUACCAUGCCCUUUCAACGCGUCCAACGACGCAAUUUCGCCGCCAAUGCCAAAUUGGAUCGAUCGGCCAGUGUCCGUCGAUUGGGGGGUUUGAGCAGCAAUAAUAAUAGUCGCAGUACGUCCAGUCGUCAUUUGCUCGGCUCCUCGCGGUCGUCGCGCAAUUUACAAUUGGAUCGCAGCAAGAGCGAACGACGAUUCAACACGGAAAACAACAAUAAUAGUAAGGAAGACAAGGCCAUGAAGGCUCCCAGUCGAUCCAUCGAUGGUUCCCGUCGAUCCAUGGAUGGCAGCAGUGAAGGAGGAAGAUCAUCCGCACGACGAGGACGAGUGGCGCGCAAAAACAGUGGCAUGGGCGUCAGUCGCAACAACAGUGGCGGUUCCGUCAUGAGUGGUUCGUCCUCCAAUGGUGGUGGAGGAGAAACCAGUGUCCGGCGUCGUCGCAAUUCCCGACGGGAAAAACAUCAACACAAUACCGCACUGCAUUUGGAACGUCUCGAUCAGAAACAACAGUAUGACGACGACGACGACGACGAUGAUGACGAUACCGUCACUGGAAAAGUGGUGGUCAAGGGUAAAGGAUUGGACGAUGGACGUCGUCGUCGCAGGGAACCCACGCUCAGUAAAAUGAGUAUUGAUCAAUUGAGGAAUCGACUCGUAGGAAGAGACGAGGAAGAGGAGGAGGAAGAAGAACAACCAGGUGAUGAAAUGGAAAACGACGGCUCCAAUUGGGCAGCAUUUGACGAUGUGCCUCCUCCAUUGACAUCGGAUCUCAACGAUGAUUAG